Messenger RNA from Didymosphaeria variabile, 519 nucleotides. RefSeq lists its product as uncharacterized. The transcript is spliced from 2 exons. Gene Ontology annotation, biological process: regulation of transcription by RNA polymerase II. Gene Ontology annotation, molecular function: DNA-binding transcription activator activity, RNA polymerase II-specific. NCBI's taxonomy places the organism in Eukaryota, Fungi, Ascomycota, Dothideomycetes, Pleosporales, Didymosphaeriaceae. The record is from RefSeq and is a predicted model, not a curated record. Bases 1 to 519 code for a protein of 172 amino acids.
AUGGCGGAUAUGCGCCUUUUCCACCACUUCUUGAUCACAGCAUACCCUCAUCUGCCGGUAGGCGCCGACAAAAUAUGGAUCACUGUGAUACCGAGUUUCGCACACAAUUCGGACUUCGAUGCCAUAACCAAACACGCAAUCUUCGCAACAUCAUUAGCCGGUACUGAUCUCUCCCAGUACAAAUACCUGAUUCAUUCAAUCCUGGCGCUGGCUGCAUCGCACCUGGAUGCAGUUUCGAGCGCCAAUGUAGCUGAAGAGGCUAUAUCGCACAGGAUACUAGCAGUAAAAGCUUUGAACGAUGCGUUAUCAGUGCCACCAAAGACGAGAAAUGAACGUGAUGCAAGAAUGGCGGCGGCACUGGCACUCGCAUUCCAAUCGAGUCAUCUCCAGGAUGGUCUACUAGAAUUUCUGACGAUGGUGAGAGGUUGUAAUUUGAUUGCCUUGGAGGGCACACUGGACAAUGUGGACUCGGCCUUUCAUGUACGUACCUUUGCCAUGCUUAACCGGCUUGCAGAAUAG